UAAAGAGAGUCACUGCUGACUAACAGAGACACACAUGCAACUUAUUCUCACAGCAAUUAAUCAGUUUCUAUUAAUCUUAACCAAACCCAGCAUUCUACCACAUAACAACCAAAAAGUGAGUGAUCUAUAUUUUUGAUCCUUUAGUUUAAAUUUGUUUUAUUUUUCAUUAAUCUGCCGCAGAAAUCGUCCUCCAUCUCAUUUUGUUACUGUUGUUUCCGAGAAAUAAAGUGGAAAUGACACCUGGGGAGGUUUAAUAAUCGGAAAUGUCAAGAAACCUUUCUUAUACAGAGGGGAACCAAAUUAAGGGAAGUGUGAGCAACACAUUAACAUUCACUUGAAAAAUAUAUAUUUGGUUAUCAGUAAUAUCAUAUUUGGUUGUAAAUCGCUGCAGCUAGUGACUGUCUGUUGGGUCUGGUCUACAGUCUUUUCACUUCUUGCUUAUCUCGGACCUUUUUGCCUUCAACUUGGGCUCCAAUGGGAAAAACGUGAUGAUGAAACAUUCUCAAAUAAAAGCUGAAAGUCAACAUUUCAACCUCAUAGUCAUUGUUGCCUGCACUUUCUGACUAAUUAGUAGGGAGCCGCUACUGCGACUGCAGCCACUGCUGCCUCCCAGUCCGGCCAGAUACAGAAACCACCGCCCGACAGUCCUGCUAGCGGCCAACCUCCCCCCCUCUGCCACCGGAGCAGGACCUGGUUCAUACAGGACCCACUGACCACCCAGCUGACCCUAACCUGCCAUCACAGCUGGGAGCUAAAUAAGUACAUUUCUUUGAAAAUAAAUACAAAACAAUAACAAGCUAGAAUGGCACUUCGGUAGAGGGCAGACCUCCACCAAGGCCUUCGUCAAACAACAUACACCGGACUUCAGAGGGAAAAAUGGAAAUUCAUAGUAAAUGAUCCAAAUCUGCCCCGAAUGGGUUCUUCCCUGCCCCAUGCCCCCUCGGUUCAUGACUUUAAAGGGCAACGUCCUUCUUAGAUUCCGUAACCCCCCAUUCGGACCGACAGAGUGACACGGGUUUGACCUGUGUCGGGGUCUAUAUGUAUGGGUCGACCCUCCUUACGCGGCAUGAAUUUGGUGAAGAGAGAGGGAGCGUGCAGACGGAGAGGUUUGUGUGUUUUCAGAAAUAAAAUUUAGGUUUCACAAAUCUGAAACUUUUCCAUCCUUCCUGUUUAUCUGGUCUAGAUCUGGUCUGAUGUGGUCCAUCUGGUGUGGACAUCAGACUGUUCAUUUGGAUUUUUGAGUCACCGUCAAAUGUAAUCUAAUAGAGCAACCAAUUACAAAAUUACUAGAAAUUCCCAGCACUUGGCACCUUUGAGUAGGUAAAUAGUUCCACGUAGGAGUAUCACCUGGCUGCAGAUCACCCCUUCUUUCUGACAGUAUUGGCCACACUCCGGUUUCUUUUUAAGCCCUUUCCCGUCAGUUUGAUCUCAGAAGAACUUCGUCCCAGAAUCUGCAUAAUCAUCACACACAGGCACACAAACAUAAACUUCUCAAAAUAGAUUAAAAAAAAAAAUGACACUGAGAUUUUGGUGCUGCUGAUGCUCUUCAGUAGGAAGAUAGUGGAUGCUGCAUAUCGCCAGUUUAUGACUGAACAGCUUCUGAGCUCCUGUGGAACAAUGUGUAAAAAAUGUAUACCACGUGGCUGACAGGAAUCACAUAAUGACCUAUGUUUGGUCAUUAAAAAAAAACCCCACUGCUGUGUGACAUUUAAAGAAAACUAAUAACUCAGGUGUCCACACGGGGUGGCGGGCUGUGACCGGAAAAACCGCACACUUUCGGUGCAGCUGCUCUGUAAACGUGACUUCUGACCUUGCCUGACCGUGCGUCAACUGGAUGUGAGAGACCAUACAAGCUGGACUCAGCACAUUCUCACGGUGAGUCUUUUUGCUAUCCGAGAAAGGAAAACCACAGUAAGGGUUGGCUGAAAACAAAAACAAAAUGUCAUGCGGCUGUAUUGAUGUCAUUUACUAUGUAGGGUGCAUUUUUACAGGAACUCACAUGAGUGACAGGAAUCUGAAAAAGCUGAAGUUGAAAUUUCACUUAAUUCCUCAUUUCCUUAAACGCCAUCUCUUUAACAGAGACCUAACUGCAGCAGCCAGACUGGAUUUUGAUAUUAUCAACAGGGUCUAAUAUCCUCAAAACCUUCAGAAACAGGUAACGAGUCUUUUUCUUUUUAAGCAUCCGCUCACUCCAUAGAUAAUGGAAUUUUAUGUGAAGCUUUGGCCUGUUUCUAUUCCUGCCACGUCGCUGAAGUAGGUCCGUUUCUGUACUGACGCCAUCAAGAUACCUGCUGUUUAUUUAGUGAACUUGAAGAGGAAUGUUUGGAGCUGUGUUUUUAGUGCUGUGGCUCCACGAGGGUCAAUGUUGGUCUGUCUGUCAGUCUGUCAGUCCACGUCUUUAAUCCAAGCUGAAAUGUCCCAACAAUUUGUGGACGGAUUGUCAGACAUCCAUGUCCCCCUCUGGAUGAAUCUUAUUGUCUUCGGUGAUCCCCUGACUUGUCCUCUAGUGCCGCCAUGAGGUGGACACAUCUGGUUUUGAGUCACAUGUCUUUGCAACCAUUGGAUAAACUUUCAUGUCUCUCUCUUGAGGAUGAACUGUAAUAAUACUGAAGGUCACCCCGUUUUUCAUCCAGCGCCAUCAUCAGAUCAACAUUUUACCAUCUCCAGUACUUUGGUUUAUGAUCAGAUACCUGCAAAACUAAUGACGUUCCCAUCAGCCUCAGCUGUACUUUGUGUUUUGUGCUCAUUAGCAAAUUUUAGCACCCUAACAUGCUAAACGGAGAUGGUCUACAUGGUAAACAUUACACCUGCUUGACAUAAGCAUGUUAGCAUUGUCCUUGUGAGCAUGUUAGCAUGCUGACGUUAGCGGUUGGGUCAAAGCACCACUGUGUGAGUUACACCUGAAAAACCACCUUAAAGUUGUGGUUUCAGGAUGACGGUAUCCUUCGUGCACAGUGGUGUUUGGUGUCAUGAGCCCUGCAGAUAAAAACGACAGCACAGUCUUUAUUUCAAGAACCAAAAGCUGGUGCAACGAAAGCUAAAAGCAAAUGGGACAGGACUUCAGCUGUCUCUAUGUGUAGUUUUCUCAGUGAAUGAAGGAAUCUGCGAAUUCAUUAGCAUCCCGCUUUAACAUCAUCAGCUUCCGGUUUGGUGGUGCUUUAUUUCAUAGGUGGCUGUCUUUAAUUUGAAUAAGCGUAAGCAGUCGCCCAUUUCAAACGGGACUUCAGGGGAAGUCCAGCCCACGGGGCAGUUUUCCUCCCGGUUGACAAUCCCUCCUGAUUUCAGUAGGCCGCCAAGAAGAUGGCAGAGGACCUUUAUCGGACUCUGCAGGAUUUACGAGACGUGGAAUUCCAGGACUUCAAAUGGUAUCUGCAGCAGCCUGACAUCCUGGAAGGUUACCAAACCAUCAAAGCGUUCAAGCUGGAGAAGGCAGAAAGGCGGGACACAGUGGAUCUGAUGGUGCAGACCUGUGACUUUCAUGGAGCUCCGAAGGUGACCAAGAAGGUUUUGGAGAAGAUAAACAGGAAUGAUCUGGCGCAGAGUCUGUCUAACACCAGCUCAGGACCAGAAGUGGAUGUCAGUGAUGUUGGACGGACGUCAGAGAUCAGAAGACCUUCCUCGCCGCAGACCGAAGAUGUGAUUGUUCCAGUACCAGAGCCGCAACCCAUUUCAUAUUACCAACACCUGCUUCAAUCAAACCUCCAGGAUAAGUUUAUGUGUGCACGAGAGGGGUGGGCCCAGAAGAAGGAUGAGCAGCGUCUGGAUGAUAUCUACACAGAGUUGUACAUCACAGCUGGAAGUGACAUACACAUCAACACACAGCAUGAGGUCAGGCAAAUUGAGAUUGCUGAGAAUCUAGCAGAAAUAAAAAAACCAAUUAAAUCUAGUGACAUGUUCAAAGACCCCUCUGGAAGAUAUAAACCCAUCAGAACAGUGCUGACCAAUGGAAUUGCAGGAAUUGGCAAAACAUUUCUUGUGCGCAAGUUUGUGUUGGACGUGGCUGAAAGAAGAGCUAAUCAGGAUGUGCAUCUGAUUUUCCCCUUUACUUUCCGCCAAUUAAAUUUAUGGAGGGGAGAAAAGUUUCGUUUAGCAGAGCUCAUUCAUGAAUGUAUCAGGGAGACCAGAGACAUCAAGGAGGAAGCUCUUAAUCACAUCUUUACAACUCUGCAGUCAUCAGGAAACACCAACUAUGACAAGAGCAAAUUCAAACUUAUGUUUAUUUUAGAUGGACUGGAUGAGAGCCGCCUUCAACUGGACUGCUCUACGAAUAAAAACCAGGACACAGACUUUGAUGUGUCCGUAUCGACUUCAGUGGACGUGCUGCUGACGAAGCUCAUCAAGAAGAAUCUGCUUCCCUCCGCUCGCCUCUGGAUAACAACACGACCCGCAGCAGCCAAUCAGAUCCAUUCUGACUUUGUUGACAUGGUGACAGAGGUCAGAGGGUUCACUGACCCACAGAAGGAGGAGUACUUCAGGAAGAGAUUAAGAGAUGAGGAGCAGGCCAGCAGGAUCAUCUCCCACAUCAAGACAUCCCGAAGCCUCCACAUCAUGUGCCACAUCCCAGUCUUCUGCUGGAUCACCGCUACAGUUCUGGAGGAUGUGUUGAAAACCAGGGAGGGAGGAGAGCUGCCCAAGACCCUGACUGAGUUGUACGCAGAAUUCCUGGUGUUUCAGAUUCAUCAGACAAAACAGAGAUAUGGCCAAAAAACGUGCGUUAAGUACAUUAAGUCAUUGGCAAAACUCGCUUUCCACGAGCUGGAAAAGGGCAAUCUGAUCUUCUAUGAGAAAGACCUGACAGAGAGUGGCAUUGAUGUCAGUGGAGCCUCGGUGUGCUCAGGAGUGUUCACAGAGAUCUUUAAAGAGGAACGUGGGAGGAAGAAUGAUGCAGACAAGAUGUUUAGCUUUGUCCAUCUAAGUGUUCAAGAGUUUUUGGCAGCUCUCUAUGUAGAGAAGGCACUCUUUAACAGAAACAAGAAUGUUCUGUCUGAGCCAGGGCAAACUUGUGGCGAACAUGUGAGAAUGGUUUUCAGCAAAACAUCUAUGACAAAAGUCCACCGGUUUGCUAUUGACAAGGCAUUGGCGAGUCCAAAUGGACACCUGGACUUGUUCAUCCGCUUCCUCCUGGGCCUUUCACUGCAGACCAAUCAGUCCCUCCUGCGAGGCCUGCUGAAAAAGCAAAGAAGCUCACAGACCAAUCAGGAAACAGUCAAGUACGUCAAAAAGAAGAUCAGUGAGAAUAUGUCUCCAGAGAGAAGCAUCAAUCUGUUCCACUGUCUGAAUGAACUGAAGGACCAUUCUCUAGUGGAGGAGAUCCAACAAUACCUUUGUUCAGGAAGUCUCUCCACAGAUAAACUCUCUCCUACUCAGUGGUCAGCUCUGGUCUUCAUCUUACUGUCAUCAGAAGAAGAUCUGGAUAAGUUUGAUCUGAAGAAAUACUCUGCUUCAGAGGAGGCUCUCCUGAGGCUGCUGCCAGUGGUCAAGGCCUCCAACAAAGCUCUGCUGAGUGGUUGCAGUCUGUCAGAGAGAAGCUGUUACGCUCUGUCAUCAGUUCUCAGCUCAAAGUCCCCUAGUCUAAGAGAACUGGACCUGAGUAACAACGACUUGCAGGAUUCAGGAGUGAAGCUGCUCUCUGCUGGACUGGAGAGUCCACAGUGUAGACUAGAGACUCUCAGGUUGACUCAAACAAGGCUCACAGAGAAAUGCUGUCAACAUAUCUCAUCCGCCCUCAGCUCCCAGUCCUCUUGUCUGAGAGAGCUGGACCUGAGUAACAACGACCUCCAGGAUUCAGGAGUGAAUCUGCUCUCUGCUGGACUGGAGAGUCCGCACUGUAAACUGGAGACUCUCAGGUUAAAGCAGACCAGGCUCACAGAGAAAUGCUGUAAGAAGUUCUCAUCAGUUCUCAGCUCACAGUCCUUUAGACUGAGACAUCUGGACCUGAGUAACAAUGACCUGCAGGAUUCAGGAGUGAAGCUGCUCUCUGCUGGACUGGAGAGUCCUCACUGUAAACUGGAGAUUGUCAGGUUGCAUCAAACUAGGCUCACAAAGAAAUGCUGUCAGGUAUUCUCAUCAGUUCUCAGCUCCCAGUCCUCUUGUCUGAGAGACCUGGACCUCAGCAAUAAUGACCUGAAGGAUUCAGGAGUGAAUCUGCUGUCUGCUGGACUGGAGAGUCCACACUGUAGACUGGAGACUCUUAGGUUGAAUCAAACCAGCCUCACAGAAAAAUGCUGUCAGGUAUUCUCAUCAGUUCUCAGUUCCCAGUCCUCUAGUCUGAGAGAGCUGGACCUCAGCAAUAAUGACCUGAAGGAUUCAGGAGUGAAGCUGCUCUUUGCUGGACUGGAGAAUCCACACUGUAAACUGGAGACUCUCAGGUUGAGUGGAAGUAACCUGUCAUGGCGAAGUUGUCAUGCUGUGGUCUCAGUUGUCAGUUCCCAAUCCUCUAGUCUGAGAGAGCUGGACCUGAACAACAACGAUCUACAGAAUUCAGGAGUGAAGCUGCUGUCUGCUGGACUGGAGAGUCCGCUCUGUAAACUGAAGUGUCUCAGGUUGAAUCAAACCAGCCUCACAGAGAAAUGCUGUCAGGACUUCUCGCCAGUUCUCAGUUCCCAGUCCUCUAGUCUGAGAGAGCUGGACCUCAGCAAUAAUGACCUGAAGGAUUCAGGAGUGAAGCUGCUCUCUGCUGGACUGGAGAGUCCUCACUGUACCCUGGAGACUCUCAGGUUGUCAGGCUGUCAGGUCACAGAGGGAGGCUGCACGUCUCUGGCCUCCGCUCUGAGAUCCAACCCCUCCCACCUGAGAGAGCUGGACCUGAGCUACAAUCAUCCAGGAGACGGAGGAGUGAAGCUGCUUUCUGCUGGACUGGAGGAUCCACAAUGGAGGCUGGACACUCUCAGGCUGGAACCUGAUGGAAAGCAGUGGCUGAGACCUGGUCUGAGGAAGUAUGCUGAAGAACUCACCCUGGACCCAAACACAAUAAACAGAAACCUCACACUGUCUGACAACAAGAGGAAGGUGACGGUAGUGACGAAGGAGCAGCCAUAUCCUCAUCAUCCAGAGAGGUUUGACGUCUGGCCUCAGCUGCUGUGUAGCGAUGGUCUGACCGGGCGCCGUUACUGGGAGGUCGAGUGGGAAGGAAGAGUUUCUAUAGCAGUGAGCUACAGAGGAAUCGUAAGGAAAGGAGACAGUGAUCUCUGCAUGUUUGGAAGAAAUAAUCAGUCCUGGAGUCUGCUCUGUUCCGAUGUCAAUGGUUACUCUGUCAGUCACAACAAAAGAACAGUCCACACUCUCUCCUCCCCGUCCCCUUCCUCUGUCUCUAACAGAGUAGCAGUGUAUGUGGACUGUCCUGCCGGCGUUCUGUCCUUCUACAGAGUCUCCUCUGGCACACCGAUCCACCUCCACACCUUCAACGCCACAUUCACUGAACCUGUCUACCCUGGGUUCAGGUUUGCGUUUGGGUGGCCUGGUUCUUCAGUGUCCCUGUGUUCAUUGUAGGAGCGGGAGUCUCCUUCUUAUCAAAGGAAACACUCACACGGCUGACAAAACAUACGCAAAUACUUUUUGUAAGUCAUACUUGCUCAUAAUUAGAGGAAAAUGCCUCUGUCUCCAUCGCUUCUAUCCACUUGUCCAUUGAGAGGAACAUCCCAACUGACCUUAACAAGGACAUUAAAAUUUGCAAACUUAUGGUCAAAAGAAGGAUUUUCCUUGGAUUUCACAAAUCUUGCUCACAAGACUGUUUAAAACAGCUCAUUCUAAAAUUGUUAAUAGUUCUGUGUUUGAGAAAUAAACAUUAAAAACAUUAUGUAUUUUAUUAAAAAAAUGUUUGCACAAUAAAUGUUUAAAACGUAAAACCUCUUUGAUACAAAGGCGUUGUUUUCCUUAUAUUCUGAAUCACCCUGUAAAAUGUUCAUCUUAUUUGGGGACCCUAGCAUCUGUGUGCCUCAGCACAAAUUUGGACUCAGCCCGCAGAUGGUAGAGUCAGAAUCUGGCAUCAACAGCAUGAAUCCAUGGACCCAACCUGCCUCGUGUCAACAGUCCAGGCUGGUGGUGGUGUAACGGUG
Molecule: messenger RNA, 8054 nt
Organism: Xiphias gladius (swordfish)
Lineage: Eukaryota; Metazoa; Chordata; Actinopteri; Istiophoriformes; Xiphiidae
Product: NACHT, LRR and PYD domains-containing protein 12-like
Exons: 13
Coding region: 3301-7488 (1395 amino acids)
Molecular function (GO): protein binding
Source: RefSeq, a predicted model, not a curated record